AUGUCUGCCAUGGAGAUCGACUCAAUAUGGCAGUCCGCCUUUGGCGAGUCCACGCGGCCCGAACUCUACACUUCUCGAGAACUAAAUGAGGAUGGCUUCCAACCGUUGAGCGACCCCCAAGCAUUCCUCCUGAACAUCCCUACGCUCAGCAAAAAGCAACUUUACGCCGCCAGUGCCAACAACCAGAUUGCCAUGAAAUUGGCUCAGGACGAAUACAUGGAUUUGGAACGACAAAUCGCAAACCUCAAAGGCAAGAACCAUGCCAAGAAUCCUCAAGCGCUGCCAGAACACAGUGUCUUCGAAGAACGCAAGGAAGCUGCUCUUUACAACUACAAAUACGAGCCUAACCGACCCGCCUUGCUCCAUGCCGGCAUUCCAGGGCUGAGGCAUGCCGAGGAUCUCACAGAGCGAGAAAAGCACGAUGUCCGACUGUUUCAGGAACCGUUCGAGCAGGGCGGCUUCGUCCCCAAGGAGAGGGAGUACAAGGCCAAAUUGGCGAACGCCCGCAACCCAAAGAACCCGGAUGGUUGGGUCCCUGUCGUCAAGGAGGGCAAACCCCUGAUUCCCAAACUGCAGACUCACCAUGAUGAGUACAACAUCACCUACGUGCGACGAAAUGUCGAUGAGAAUGGGGAAAUCAUCCGGCCGCAGACCCCAACCAGUGAAGUGUCGGGCGAAGCGCCGUCCAAGGCGGUGGACAAGCGGCUGACGCGCACCCGCUUCGACGGCAAGAAGCACCCGCCCACGCGGGAGGUGUCGGAAACCCCGUCGGCCGCGUCCACCCCCGGCAAAAAGAGGGCGAGCACCCCGGCGGCGGACGGAGGUGCAGAGACACCGAAUGCAAAGCGCCAGAAGGUGAAUGCUCAGGGCAAGCCGAAGCACCCAAACCAAUACACCAAGGCACGAGAAGCACGAGAGCUGGCCGCCGACACAGCUGCAGCUCAGAAUGCUCCGGCCACUGGCCCUACCAAGGAAUCUUGGCAAGGGCUGUCGCCUGACGAGCUGCGUGCUCGCAAGUGGACAGACGAAGAGCUCGUCGAGGCGGUCAAGCACAACCACUUAUGGUUGCAUGAUGAUCCCAACCAGGCGGAAGAUUGGAAAGAAAAGAUUGUGAACGGCGUCAACCCUGUGCGAAGCUUCAGCAUGUUCAAGAAGUGGGCAUACUGGAAGGCAGAAAACAAAGACAAGAGACCUCGAAGCAAGAAGACGCCGGCGGCAAAUCAAGCCAAUGAAGCUACAGACGAUGCGAAGCCCAAACGCACGCCCACAAAGCUGAAGCUGCGAGCAGAUUAUGGUGGCACGCCGCCCUCUAUUGCACCAAUGGCCGAGACAGUCGACGUAGCGGAGGCUCAAGACAAUGCGAAGCCAGCUGGUCGAUCGAAGAAAGAAUCGAACCGACAAGGGCCGGUGGGAAUCAAACAUCUGAUGAAUCAUGACGAAGAGGAAGACGGAGUCCAGGCCGAACUGGCAACGGAGCAGGAAUCGAGACAGGAGCACGCUGUUUCCGUGGAGAACGGUGUGCAGUUGAACGGCGGCUCGGGCUGGAGACCCGGCCUGAAGAAGGAAGAAAGCGACUCCAUAUCCGUGGCUGAUAUCACGCCUCCAAAGAGACGCUCUCUACGGAAUACUAGACGAACCAGCGAUUGA
Molecule: messenger RNA, 1647 nt
Organism: Capronia coronata CBS 617.96
Lineage: Eukaryota; Fungi; Ascomycota; Eurotiomycetes; Chaetothyriales; Herpotrichiellaceae
Exons: 1
Coding region: 1-1647 (548 amino acids)
Source: RefSeq, a predicted model, not a curated record